CUGGGGGUGUUGUGUUGGUAGCUCUUGGGGUGGCACAGCAGGUCUUGGGGUGCAGCCACAGUGGUAUGGGCACCAAGCACCAGCUUCUGGCCUGGAUUGCUGUUGCAAUCACAGGGCAGGGGAGGGUUGGGGGCAUUUGUUAAAGCCAACCUCUCUUGGCUGUGGCCCCGUGGCUGGGGCUGGGGAGAAGGCAGCCUGCAAACACCUGCUUUGCCCUCCGGCCUUCACCAGCCGCUGCUGGCACCAGCUUCCCUCAGCACCUGCUCAGGCUCUGCAUUUCCCUCUGCCUGGAAAACCAUUCCCCUGGAUCACCAGGAGCACCCAGCACUUAGAGCCCUGUCAGGAGCCAGGAAAGCCCCUGCUUGGCAGUGCCUGUGGGGAGAUGUGUCUGUGCUGCGUGGGCCUGAGCCCUGCUCUUGCCCUUCCCUGGCCAAGCUCCUGCCCGGGCUGUGCAGGAGGGAUGGUGCAGGCCAAGGCUUGGAGAAGCUGCAGGUUUCUUGAAGUAAAACACUUGUCCUGCUGAAUUUGCUUGUUCAGGAGACAGAGCAGAGGCAGCUGGGAGGGGCUGAUGGUCGGCCUCCCCUCAGCUGGGUGAGCUCCAAGGUGGACGAGCCGGCCCUGCUCCUGCUCUGCCCCAGAUCACCUUGAGGAGCGGCGCCUGUGCCGCGCUGCCACGGGGCAGUUAAUGAUUACCUCUGCUGCACAGGUCCCCUCCUGCCAGGGCAGGGGCUGUGGACAGGGAUGAUGCUGCUGCUGGUGCUGCUGCUGCUGCUGGGCCCCGCCGGCUGCCCCAGGACCGAGCCCCUGAGCGGGGCCAGCGACGAGCCGCUGUUCCGCGGGGCCGACCGCUACGACUUCGCCAUCAUCGUCCCCGCGGGCGCCCUGGAGUGCUUCUGGCAGUUUGCACACCAGAACGGCAGCUUCUUCUUCAGCUACGAGGUCCAGCGGGCGACGGGGAUUGGCAACAGCAGGAGCAUCCUGGUCACAGCGAGAGACCCCAACGGCAUCCAGCUUGGAGCUUCCGAGCACGGGCGGGGACAGAUCAACUUCCUCACCAGGGAGACAGGUUUCUACGAGCUGUGCCUGGACAACCAGAAAAACCACCUCGGCUUCAUGCAGGUGUAUCUUAACUUCGGCGUCUACUACGAGGACUUCAAGGAGGACAAGCAGACAGAGAAGAAAGAGCUGAACAACACUCUGGAGGCAAUUGGGGGCAGCAUCCACAAGCUGCAGAUCCGCGUCUUCCACAUGUGGCGGUUCUACAACUUCGCCCGGAUGCGGGCGGCGGCCGACUCCAUCCUCCUGGACUCCAACCACAGCUACGUCAGCUGGUGGUCCAUGGCCCAGAGCUGCGUCAUCGUCCUCUCCGGGGUGCUGCAGCUCCACUGCCUCAAGCGCCUCUUCCACGUGCAACCCCCCCCUGGGCAGAACUGCUGACGGGGCCCAGAGCUGCCCCUGUGCCCGGGCAUCCAGCUGCUGCUCCGCCCCUGCACACAGCAGGAGGAGAGGACGGGUCCUGCAGUGAGGAGGAAGGCGAGUUCCCUCUGCUCCAGCCUCUAGCGCCGGCCCUGCCUCGGCUCACACCCUCCCAAAGGAACAAAAGCACCAGGCAGUUGCCCAAGCUGCAUGUGCUGGGUCGGUGUGUCACGUCCCUGUCCCUCCUUCGGGUCCCCACGCGCCUCUUCUAACAGACAGCCAAUAAAAGGAGCCCUGGCCCCGCUCUGGGCAGCGAUCACAGCUCCAUCCACCCCGCACA
Colius striatus (speckled mousebird) is the source of this 1756-nucleotide messenger RNA. It is a transcript of the gene TMED6, whose product is annotated as transmembrane p24 trafficking protein 6. Bases 742 to 1437 code for a protein of 231 amino acids. Lineage: Eukaryota; Metazoa; Chordata; Aves; Coliiformes; Coliidae. Gene Ontology annotation, cellular component: COPII-coated ER to Golgi transport vesicle; endoplasmic reticulum-Golgi intermediate compartment; endoplasmic reticulum. The record is from RefSeq and is a predicted model, not a curated record. The transcript is spliced from 4 exons. Gene Ontology annotation, biological process: endoplasmic reticulum to Golgi vesicle-mediated transport; intracellular protein transport; Golgi organization.